Molecule: messenger RNA, 1365 nt
Organism: Arachis ipaensis
Lineage: Eukaryota; Viridiplantae; Streptophyta; Magnoliopsida; Fabales; Fabaceae
Product: F-box/kelch-repeat protein At3g23880
Molecular function (GO): protein binding
Source: RefSeq, a predicted model, not a curated record
AUGGAAAAGAAGAAACAGAGGAGUCGGGGUUGCAGAGGGGCAGAGUUAGGGUUAGCCACCGUACACAUAUUGGACCUUCCAAUUCACUUGCUCUCUGAGAUCAUCGCAAGGCUGCCAGCCUCCUCCGUCAUCCGCUGCGCCUCCGUCUGCACCUCCUUCAGAGCCCUCGUCUCCGAUCCCCGCUUCCGUUCCCUUUAUGUCUCCCGUGCACCCACCUCCUUUCUCCUCCUCUCGCGUAACAGCCGCCUCCUCUGCCUCCACUCGUGGGGCAGCGCCUCCUUCCUCAUCCCUCACUCCUCCUCCUCCCUCGCCUCCUUAAAACCUGCACCCGAUACAAAGCGCAAUCGCAAUCGCAAUCGCGAUCGUAACGUUAGCUGUCCAAGGUCAAAGUCAACGACAAGUUCAAUAUUCAGUGCAGUGGAUUUGAAGAAAGACGUGGAUUUAGUUUUAGUGAACUCGAGCGAGGGGCUGGUGUGCUUGCGUGGCAGUGGGUGUGUUUAUUAUGUGUGCAAUCCUCUGUUGGGGGAGAUUCUGGAGCUUCCUCCUCCUCCCACAACCACAACCUCAUGUAUUGGUUUCUCUUCAUUUGGUUACGAUCCCCACAGCAACCGCUACAAAAUCCUUCAAUUUGCCGCCCAUAGCGUGGCUGAAUUAUACAGUGUGGGGGACAAGGCCUGGACCACAAUUCGGAGUGCUUUUGCCCUUGCGACUCCGAGGCCCAACGCCUCCUUUCACCACUCACUCAACGGUUCUCUUCAUUGGCUCGCUCAACCCACCAAUACCCACCUUUGUCAGUUGAUAUGCUCCUUUGACCUCCACACCAAUGAGUUCAAAUGGGUACCGCCCCCCUCCUACUUCGAUGCCCAGUAUAUCCACAGCCUCUCUGGCAUCACUCUCGGGGUUCUCAAAGGUUGCCUCUGCCUCUGCUUUGUUGUCCCUGGAGCCGCCAGAUUCGAGACGUGGUUCAUGCGAGACUACGGCGUGCAGCGCUCUUGGAGCCUUUCAUUCUACAUUGAUAUCAACUCUUAUUGUGGCUUGAGGAUCCCGGACCUCCACCGACCUAUUGCCUUCGCUGAUAAUGGUGAUAUGUGGCUCAAGGAUGACUCUGCUUCUGAUUCAUACUCUCUAGUUUCAUAUUCCCCACAGACUGGUUCCUUCAAACUCAUUCAUACUCCCAAGAUUUCUGCCUUUGCUAUAGAAUCUGAACAUCCGGCUCACUGCCAAUGGGCACUACUCUGCUACAUGGUAGAUAAUGCCAAAUUUGACGUGGAGUAUCUAAUUAUUGUAGUGUAUAGCUUAAACUUUGGAGCCGUAGACAGUUCUUCUGUGUUCUGUCAAACACUUGAUUUGGUUUUUAAGCACUAG